AUGCUAUCCAACAUCCUCUCGCUCGGCCUCCUGGCCGUUGCACGCACCACACUGGCGCAAACCCCGCCAUACUUCACUCCCAGCACCGACGUCAAUCUCCCCGCCACCUUCGACGCCAACAGCACCACCCCCGAUUUCUUCGUAGUCGGCGGCGUCUUCUCCAUCAACGCAACCCAAUCCGCCCCGCAACUCUACCUCCCCUCCAACAGCACCUUCGCCACCACCUCCAACGCCUCCAACCCCGCCACCUUCAUCCUCCUCAUGUUCGACCCGGACGCGCCCUCGCCGCAAGACCCGUCCAAAGCCCAAAUCCUGCACUGGCUCCAACCCGGCGUCCGCCUCUCCCGCAGCAUCGAGCCGACCGCCUCCCCCUCCUCGGGCGCGCCCCUCUCCAUGCUCUCCGCCGCCGACACCUCCACCCCCGCCCUCGUCCCCUACCAAGGGCCGCAGCCCCCGAGCGUCGCGCCACAUCGGUACAUCGUGACGUUGUGGCGGCAGCCGAACUCGACGGGUUUUGAGGUGCCCGAGGCUUGGAGCGGGUAUGUCGGCGGGGAGAAUCGGACGGGGUUCGAUGCCGCGAAGUUUGUGGAGGAUGCGGGGUUGCAGGGCGGACUGGUGGCGGCGACGUAUUUUUUGGCGGGGAAGGAGACGGUGGGCGAGGGGAGGGAGACGUACGAGGGGGACGAUGCGGCGGCGGGGAUUGGCGGGAACACGAGUGUGCCGGUGAAUGCGUCGGGGAGUGCGGGGGCGGCGACGGCGACGACGACGACGGUGAGCGGGGGGAGUUCGAGUGCGACGGCGGAUGCGGCGAGUGCGACGGAGUCGAGCGGCGCGGGGAGGCUGGGGGGUGUCGGCGCGGUGGUGGUGGCGGGGGUUGUUGGGGCGGUGGCGUUGCUUGGGUGA
Molecule: messenger RNA, 903 nt
Organism: Diplodia corticola
Lineage: Eukaryota; Fungi; Ascomycota; Dothideomycetes; Botryosphaeriales; Botryosphaeriaceae
Product: protein heading date 3a-like
Exons: 2
Coding region: 1-903 (300 amino acids)
Biological process (GO): regulation of proteolysis; regulation of Ras protein signal transduction
Molecular function (GO): phospholipid binding; peptidase inhibitor activity
Source: RefSeq, a predicted model, not a curated record